AUGGAGAAAAUGAUUAGCAUGUUGAAGCCCAAGCCAAAUCCGCAGCAGCAGCUGCGGGAAUGGCAGCGAAAGCUCCGACAAGAGUGCCGCAACGUCGAACGUCAAAUUCGAGAUAUACAGAGAGAGGAGAAAAAUGUUCAGAAAGCUAUUAAGGAAGCUGCUAAGAGGAAUGAUAUGGUCUCUGCAAAGGCACUUGCCAUAGAAAUUGUGAGGUCUAAAAAGACUGUGAACCGUCUUCAUGAAAAUAAGGCGCAGCUUAACUCGAUAUCCAUGCACCUUGGCGAAAGUGUUGCCAUUGCGAGAACGGUGGGGCAUCUUUCCAAGAGUGCUGAAGUUAUGAAGCUUGUUAAUAACCUGAUGAAGGCGCCAGAAAUGGCAACUACAAUGCAAGAGUUUAGCAAGGAGAUGACCAAGGCUGGGGUGAUCGAGGAAAUCGUGAAUGAUGCAGUGGAUUCAGCACUAGAUUCUGAGGAUAUAGAAGAGGAGAUUGAAGAGGAAGUUGACAAAGUUUUGUCAGCCAUUGCUGGCGAGACUGCUGCACAGCUUCCAGAAGCAGUCAGGAAGGAAAAGAUGAAGCAACCAGCUCGUGCCGAAGUUCAGGAAGAGGAAGAAGCAAUAGCUGAGGGCGUUGACGAUGAGGAAGAACUAGAAGAAAUAAGGGCUCGGCUUGCAAAAGUUAGAUCAUAAAUUUGAUAUUUCACAUAAGAAUUUCAAAACAGUCAUAACUCGAUUUGAGCCGCAACAUUACUUCCCUGGUAUUUUAUGAGAGAGAAAAUGAGCGACAUAUCGAACUUUCUCUUGUGCAUGUAUGUUUGAUCAAAAUUCAUAAACCGAGAGUAUAUUUGUCAAAUAGAUCGGAAGGAGGAGAUGAAGGUGGGGAUGGAGAUAGAGACUAACCGUUUGAUGUAUAUUGUAUCUAAUCUGCUCAACAGAAUGCAAAUGAUGCAUUGUUCUAUCUUCUUAUAUCUGUUUGAAUGCAUUAUGUUUCUUUCUA
Messenger RNA from Cucurbita moschata (crookneck pumpkin), 994 nucleotides. RefSeq names its product vacuolar protein sorting-associated protein 24 homolog 1-like. The record is from RefSeq and is a predicted model, not a curated record. The transcript is spliced from 6 exons. Gene Ontology annotation, cellular component: multivesicular body; ESCRT III complex. Lineage: Eukaryota; Viridiplantae; Streptophyta; Magnoliopsida; Cucurbitales; Cucurbitaceae. Gene Ontology annotation, biological process: protein transport; endosome transport via multivesicular body sorting pathway; late endosome to vacuole transport. Bases 1 to 687 code for a protein of 228 amino acids.